AUGAAGGUAUCAAAUACUUUGACACAGGCCUUGGGCUUCCUGCUUUCCCUCGGCUCAGCUGUUGAGGCUAAGAACAAAUACUCUCGCACCGACGCAUGCCACCCAAAUCACCCAUUCAAGCCCCUUCCUGUCAGCCAUCCUCGAACUCGCACUUGUCAUGUAGCCAACCAUGGACAUGGAAAGGAUGAUUCGUCCAAUGUUCUUUCUGCGUUGAAGAAAUGCAACAAUGGUGGAAAGGUUGUUUUUGACGCUGACAAGACAUACACCAUUGGAAAAGCGCUUGACCUGACCUUCCUCAAGCAUGUGGAUUUGGAAAUCCAAGGCCAUGUCCAGUUCACCAAUGACACGGAUUACUGGCAAGCCAACGCUUUCAAGCAAAUUUACCAGAAUGCCACGACGUUCUUCCAGCUUGGUGGCGAAGACGUCAACAUGUACGGCGAUGGUAUUCUUGAUGGUAAUGGACAGGUCUGGUAUGAUUUGUAUGCGGAGGAUGCUCUUAUCCUGCGACCUAUCUUGGUAGGUAUCGUUGGGCUGAAUGGAGGAACUAUCGGCCCUCUCAAGCUUCGUUACUCGCCUCAGUGGUACCACUUCGUGGCCAAUUCGACCGAUGUUCUUUUCGAUGGGAUUGACAUCUCUGGAUUUAGCAGCAGUGCUCAUGUAGCUAAGAACACCGAUGGAUGGGAUGUCUACCGAUCGUCGAAUAUUGUUAUUCAAAACUCCGUGAUCAACAACGGUGAUGACUGUGUCUCAUUCAAGCCCAAUGUGACCGACAUCCUGGUUCAGAAUCUUCACUGCAACGGCUCCCACGGCAUUUCGGUUGGCUCUCUGGGCCAAUACCCCGGAGAAGUUGAUCUAGUACAAAACGUACUUGUUUACAACAUCUCCAUGUUCAAUGCAUCAGAUGGUGCUCGUAUCAAAGUCUGGCCUGGCGUAUCUUCCGCACUCUCGACUGAUCUCCAGGGCGGCGGUGGAUCCGGCUUGGUCAAGAACAUUACCUACGACGGAAUGACUAUUGAUAAUGUUGACUAUGCCAUCGAAGUGACCCAAUGCUACGGUCAAAAGAACCUGACUCUUUGCAAUGAAUACCCCAGCAACCUUGUCAUCGAAGAUGUCUAUUUCAAAAACUUCAAUGGAGUGACCUCCGGCAAAUAUGAUCCUAUUGUGGGAACUAUUGUUUGUUCUAGUCCCGAUGUUUGUUCAAACAUCAAUGCCAGUGGUAUCGAUGUUACCAGUCCUGAUGGCGACGAUAAAUUCACUUGCACAAAUGUCGACGAUGCCCUCUUGGAUGUCAAUUGCAAUGCUUCCAGCUGA
Molecule: messenger RNA, 1311 nt
Organism: Penicillium soppii
Lineage: Eukaryota; Fungi; Ascomycota; Eurotiomycetes; Eurotiales; Aspergillaceae
Product: putative extracellular exo-polygalacturonase
Exons: 8
Coding region: 1-1311 (436 amino acids)
Biological process (GO): carbohydrate metabolic process
Molecular function (GO): polygalacturonase activity
Source: RefSeq, a predicted model, not a curated record